CCGCCCCGCCCAGCAGUCCUGUCCUUCCUUCCGUCUAGACAACAGAAGUACCGCCCACGAGCGGACAGCUUAGCAGGGAAGUCUUGUAGUUCAUAUUUCUGCGCAGGCGCCCUAACCCCACAGCUGGCUUGGCUCCAGCAGCCAUACCUGCUAUGGCACCUCCGCCGCUGUCGCUGCCGCUUUGCGUUGUGUCGACGAGCUCUGGCUCGCCCCACUUGGUGUGCUACUGCGUGAGGGAGAGUAAUGGAGAGGGGUUCCGCGACGGCUUCAACCUCUGUGUGACGGACGCCGCGGAGCUCUGGAGUACCUGCUUCUCACCUGACAGCCUGGCAACAUUCAAAGCCCGAUCUGGCUUAAGUGGGACUGAAGAUAUCUCUUCCCGGUUCAGGGCAGCCUGCCAGCAGCAAGCAGUGACUGUAAGCCUGCAAGAGGACAGGGCAUUGAUGACCCUUUCAGGGGACACCUCUGCACUGACCUUUGACCUCUCCAAGGUGCCCAGCCCAGAGGCAGCCCUCAGGCUGCAGGCUUUGACUCUCAGCCUGGCAAAGCGUGUGUGCAACCUAGAGAGGCAGCUGGCAGCUGCAGAAGAAACCACUGCUAGGCCCAGGAAGAACACCCAGCCAGCAGUCCCUCACCUCUUCUUAGCAGAACUUGAUCACCAGAGAGGCAGUUCUGGACCUGGGGUCAGGAAAAGGUGUCCAGGGGAGUCUCUCAUCAACCCUGGCUUCAAAAGGUAGCGGCGAACAGCCCACAGUUCCAUGGGGAUGGGCGCCUGGCGGAAGUGUGAACACACGGUCUGCGGGUGCAAAAGAGUGUGAUGAGGACCUCACUCAACAACCCUUCUACCCACACCUACCAGCUGGUCCCUUACUCACAUCCACAAUGUGCAGCUUGGGCAGCAGGCUGCAGUCAGCAAGUGUGAACCGGUCACCAUCUAGGAAGCGGCGGCGGGACUCAGGAAGUUGUGGUUCCUGUGCCAGUUCAUGGUCCAGAGGUGCACGCAGGAAGCUGUCUAGUCUGGUCAGGGCACGGAGCAGCUGCUGAUACAGGGCUUGGGGACAAGGGCACAGUGAGGACUCAGCCUUGGCCUUGGGUUAACUCUCCUACCUCUCACUGCUGGCCUGUGUCUCACCAUUGUCCUGUGCAGGCACUGGGUUCUUGAUAAAGGCAGAGAAUUUGUGGAA
Molecule: messenger RNA, 1184 nt
Organism: Meriones unguiculatus (Mongolian gerbil)
Lineage: Eukaryota; Metazoa; Chordata; Mammalia; Rodentia; Muridae
Gene: Paxx
Product: PAXX non-homologous end joining factor
Exons: 7
Coding region: 153-737 (194 amino acids)
Biological process (GO): double-strand break repair via nonhomologous end joining
Cellular component (GO): site of double-strand break; nonhomologous end joining complex; nucleus
Molecular function (GO): molecular adaptor activity
Source: RefSeq, a predicted model, not a curated record